UGGACUCAGCUGCUCUACAAACGCUUUGCACAUAAUGGACAAUUUUUAGGACGUAUCAGUGUUUAUGUGGCCGCGGAAGAAACAAAAUUAACUUCACACAAUAUAAAAGUUAAAUACCCUUGUUCUCAAAUUCCAAUUAGGAAUGGCGUCUUUAACGUAACUUCUAUACAAUUUGAAUUCCAAGCCACUCUAUGCUUUUCUGGCAAGACCUGUUACGAUGAUCCUAUGUUCUGCUCAGUUUGCUUUUGAUGGAUUAAGAAAUACUGGAAUGAUCCAUGGAAUGAAGUACCUACGAAAUCCUCGGAAUGAUAAUUGAAUUGGAUAAUAACUUGAAGGUGGGAUGAAAUUUACGACUACAAUAUGCACAUUGACUCAACGUGAUCCAGAUUCAAUGCUAGCUGCAAUGUUCAGUGGUCGACAUUCUAUUUGUAAGGAUCCCCAAAAGGGAAGUGUCUUCAUCGAAAGGGAUGGAACACAUUUCAGACAUGUUCUAAAUUGGUUGCGUGACGGUGUUGUUCCUACCCUAGAUGCCCCAGGAUAUCAAGAGCUGCUCCAUGAAGCAGAAUAUUAUCAACUACUUGGAUUUGUUGAGCAGAUAAACUUUUGUAUAAAUAAGAAAAAAGAAUACGAUGAGAAUAAACCUGAAUUGACACGGAAAGAAGUUAUCAAAUGCAUACAGGCAAAGCGAGUGAGAUUACGAGGAAUUAAUCUUUCUGGAUUGGAUCUCUCUAAACUGGAUUUAUCAGGUGUGGACUUCAGCCAUGCACAACUUCAGAAUACGUUCUUUUCAAGGGCCAAUCUCCAAAGUGCCAAAUUUCGGGAUUCUGAGGCUGAUGGUUCAAACUUUCACAAUGCUAUCUUGCGUGAGUGUGAAUUUAGUGGUGCAAGUCUUCGUGGAGCUCUAUUAGCUGGUGCUAAUUUGCAAAGUGCUAACUUGCAAGAUGCUAUUUUGGAGUCAUCUAGUUUUUGUGAGGCAGAUUUACGUUCAGCACAUUUACAGGAGUCAUACACUGGACAAAUUGUAUGUCAAAGUACAAAUCCAAAGGGUGCUGAUCUCACUGGUGCCAACUUAUCAGGUGCUAACCUUGAAGGAGCAAAUUUGAAGGGAGUAAAAUUGAAGGGUGCAAACUUGCAACGUGCAAACCUCCAGCGAGCUUAUUUACGCCAUGUAGAUUUACGUGAUACAGUCUUGGAUGGGGCAAGACUUGAAGGUGCAAAUCUUACAGGAACAAACCUUGGAGCAAAUAGAUGAUAUCAAUUAAUUUAUGAAGGCAUUUGAUGUUCUUAUUUAGCUAUAUAUAGCUCCACCAGUAAUUUGGUAGCUCAAAUAUCAACAUCAAGAAUGCUUUAUUACUUCUUGCAAAGAAGGUACCAAUAAAACCCGUUUCUUAUAUUCAUUUGCAAUACUAUUUGUCAAAUAUGUAAAUUAUGUUAAGAGUCUGUAAACAGUGUUCUUGUUCAAAAUAUUUUGUUGCUGUCUAUUUGAUCCUGCCAUCUUUUCAAUGGAAGGAGGUGGAGUAACUUUAAGCCAAUUGUAUAUAAUCAUUCAUUUAUAUAUAUGGACACUUUUUUUC
This is a messenger RNA of Cryptomeria japonica (Japanese cedar), 1574 nucleotides long. Its product is annotated as FH protein interacting protein FIP2. The transcript is spliced from 12 exons. The record is from RefSeq and is a predicted model, not a curated record. Gene Ontology annotation, biological process: protein homooligomerization. Gene Ontology annotation, molecular function: protein binding. NCBI's taxonomy places the organism in Eukaryota, Viridiplantae, Streptophyta, Pinopsida, Cupressales, Cupressaceae. The coding region runs from base 341 to 1252 and encodes 303 amino acids.